AGUUAACCACAGCCCUUAGCAUGCUCUGCUUAGGUGGCAGCAGUGGCUCCUCAGUUGUCUCGGCCAUGACACACAUUUAACAUGCCCUCCUUCAAUCUCCUUAUAGACGGUUUCUCUUGCUUUGCAGCAUGGACCAAAGAGAAAUCCUGCAGAAGUUCCUGGAUGAGGCCCAAAACAAGAAAAUUAACAAAGAGCAGCUGUCCAGUGAAUUUCUGAAGCUGAAAAGGCAAUCUACCAAGUACAAGGCAGACAAAACUUAUCCUACCACUGUGGCUGAGAGGCCCAAGAAUAUCAAGAAAAACAGAUAUAAGGAUAUUUUGCCCUAUGAUUACAGCCGGGUAGAGCUGUCCCUGAUAACUUCGGAUGAGGAUUCCAACUAUAUCAAUGCCAACUUCAUUAAGGGAGUUUAUGCACCCAAGGCUUAUAUCGCCACCCAGGGCCCUUUGUCUUCAACACUCCUGGACUUCUGGAGGAUGAUCUGGGAAUACAGUGUCCUGAUCAUUGUUAUGGCAUGCAUGGAGUUUGAAAUGGGAAAGAAAAAAUGUGAGCGCUACUGGGCUGAGCCAGGAGAGAAGCAGCUGCAAUUUGGCCCUUUCUCUAUAUCCUGUGAAGAUGAAAAAAGGAAAUCCGAUUAUAUCAUCAGGACUCUAAAAGCUAAGUUCAAUAGUGAAACUCGAACUAUCUAUCAGUUUCAUUACAAGAAUUGGCCAGACCAUGAUGUGCCUUCGUCCAUAGAUCCUAUUCUCGAGCUCAUCCGGGAUGUGCGUUCUUACCAAGAGGAUGACCGUGUGCCCCUGUGCGUUCACUGCAGCGCCGGCUGUGGAAGGACUGGCGUUGUUUGUGCUAUCGAUUACACAUGGAUGUUGCUGAAAGAUGGGAUAAUUCCUGAGAACUUCAAUGUUUUUGGUUUGAUCCAGGAAAUGCGAACACAGAGGCCUUCAUUAGUUCAAACUCAGGAACAGUAUGAAUUGGUCUACCGUGCUGUAUUGGAACUAUUUAAGAGACAGAUGGAUGUCAUCAGAGAUAAAUACUCUGGAACGGAGGGUCAAGGAAAGUAUUCAGUUUCUGAGCCAAAUCACACUCUGCAAGCAGACUCUUAUACUUCGAAUCCACCAAAAAGCAUCGUCAAAGAAGCAAAAGUGAUCAACCAACAAAGUGAGCAAAGGACAGAGCUGGAAAACGCAGGCGUUUCCUCCUUUGACUUUAGGACUUCCGAAAUAAAUACAAAGGAAGGGUUGGUUUUGCACCCUGCUAAACUGAGCACUUCUUUCGACUUUUUGGAGCUAAACUAUGAUUGUAACAAAAAUGUUGACAGGACCAUGAAAUGGCGGACAAAGGCAUUUCCAAUUGUUGGGGAACCUCUUCAGAAGCAUCAAAGUUUGGACUUGAGCUCUAUUUUGUCUCGGGCAUGUCCUAAUUCUAAACCUGUAAAUGCAGCAGGAAGAUAUUUUAAUUCAAAGGAGCCAAUAAUACGGACCAAAUCAACUCCCUUUGAAUUGAUACAGCAGAGAGAAACCAAAGAGUUGGACAUCAAGGAAAAGUUUUCUUAUUUGGAAUCUGGAAAACGUGAUUCUUGUCUUGUGGAGUUGCAGGCUCAAAAAGUAAUGUGUGUUUCUUCAGCAGAACUGAAUUAUUCACUGCCGUGUAACUCUAAGCACCAGAUAUGUAAUGCCUCUAAUGUAAAGCAGUCCAGUGGUUUGAGUGAAGAUUCUUACAUGUCUUUAGUAGAAGAUCCUCAUUUUUCAUCAUUGUCUCCAAGUAGUGCUGGUUCUAAGAUGUCUCUUGAUUUACCGGAGAAGCAAGAUGGAACUGUUUUUCCCUGUUCUUUGUUGCCAACAUCCUCUACAACCAUCUUUUCUUACUACGAUUCACACGAUUCUUUAUCACUAAAUCCUCCAUCCAAUUUUCCUUCCUCAAUGAACCAAGAGACAGCAGUAGUGGCAACUCAUGUAAAGAUAGAUGAGGAAAUUCCCCCUCCACUUCCUGAACGAACACCUGAAUCAUUUAUUGUGGUAGAGGAAGCUGGAGAGUUCUCACCAAGUGUUCCCAAAUCCUUUUCCUCAACUGUGAAGGUAAAAAUUGGUACAUCACUGGAAUGGAGUGGAACAUCUGAACCAAAGAAAUUUGAUGACUCUGUGAGACUUAGACCAAGCAAGAGUGUAAAACUCCGGAGUCCCAAAUCAGAUCUACAUCAAGAUCGUUCUUCUCCCCCGCCACCUCCACUUCCAGAAAGAACUCCAGAGUCUUUCUUUCUUGCUGAUGAAGAUUGUAUACAGGCCAAAUCUAUAGAAACUUAUUCUACUAGUUGUUCAAACAUCAUGGAAAAUUCAACAUCUUCUAGACAGACAUUGAAGACUCCUGGAAAAAGUUUCACAAGGAGUAAGAGUUUGAAAAUUUUGCGAAACAUGAAGAAGACUAUCUGUAAUUCUUCCUCAUCAAGCAAGCCUGCAGAAUCUGUUCCGUCAAAUAACUCUAGCUCCUAUCUGAAUUUAGCUAUCUAUACUGAUGGGAUGAUUUUUGACUAUUGUGUGAAACCAUUUAACCUGUUUUGCCAAUCGUUUUUCAAAACCCAAAGGACCAAGAAACCCUCCACCAACUUGGAAUAUUUAAUGUAACUCUGGAUUUGUAAGAAUAUAGGCUGCAAGUGCAUCUGCAAAUAAAACUACUAGAAUACUACUAGUUAAGUAUUCUAGAUUCAUAAUAUUAAAAAUGAAGAUAGUUUUUAAAAGUACUUUUAAAAGAAAAUCAAUAUGCAAAUAAAUGCCAUCUGUUUUGCAUUUUCUUAUCAUUUACAUUGGGCUGGAAACUACAAAUAAAAGUUUGUCAUUGGCUGGGUGGCGCCUGUGGCUCAGUCGGUAAGGCGCCGGCCCCAUAUACCGAGGUUGGUGGGUUCAAACCUGGCCCUGGCUGAACUGUAACCAAAAAAAAAAAAAAAAAGUUUGUCACUGGAGCUUAUGUAAAGAACACUGUAUGGGAAAUACAAUAUAUUUUUUAAACUUUAAAAGGUUGAUAAGAUUUGGAUUUCAAUUAAAUUUUUACUAUUUUUAGAAUAUUUAGAAUUUACUAUUAAAAGUUUUAAGUCUUGGCUCUUCGCCCAUGGUUACGUUGCCAGUCAUGUACAUGGAGAGGCGCAGGUUCGAACCUGGCUUGGGAAAGCCGAACAAUAAUGUCAACUGCAACAACAACAACAACGACGACGACGAAAAAACAGCCGGGCAUUGUGGCAGGCGCCUGUAGGCCCAGCUACUAGGAGGCUGAGGCAAGAGAAUCACAUAAGGUCAGGAGUUUGAGGUUGCUGAGAGCUGUGAUGCCACGGCUGUGUACCUAGGUGACAUAGUGAGAUUGUCUUAAAAAAAAAGUUGUAAGUCUUUCCUUGUGGUAGCAGUAUAAAAUGCCUGCUUGUGACAAUGACUAUUCUCUGGUAGUUAUUUGUGACUAAAUACACAUCUUCCUAAAUGUUGGAGGAAAGUAGUGGCAAGAAAUGGAGAAAUUAUAUUUAACAGAACAAAAUGUGCAAAUAACAGCAGUUAUCACUUUUAAAUCUGGAUAUGCCAACUAAUAAGAUGUUCAACUCGUUCCUGAUAAGUUUCAACCUACAUUAUUCCAUUAUCAAUUCCAGAAAAUCAUCAACCCUCAGCUAUCUUUUGGUAGCAUUUUCUUCACUUAAAAAUUUAUAUUCAACCAAUGAGAGAGAUUCUAGUUUAAAAUAUUAUGUGAAUAUGCCUGCCUUUAAAAAAAUUUAUUUUAAAUCUAAUUUUAUGUAGUAAAUAAAUUAGUGGAUGAUUAUUAUUAUGAAGAAUCCACCCAACUUCUAGGAGUUAACAUCUUUUUAUUUUAAAAGGCUUUAUCUCUGGCGUGGCGCCCGUAGCACAGUGGUUACAGCGCCAGCCACCUGCACCGAGGACCAGGCCAGCUAAACCACAAUGACAACUACAACCAAAAAAUAGCCGGGCGUCGUAGCAGGUGCCUGUAGUCCCAGCU
Nycticebus coucang (slow loris) is the source of this 3981-nucleotide messenger RNA. It is a transcript of the gene PTPN22, whose product is annotated as protein tyrosine phosphatase non-receptor type 22. Gene Ontology annotation, cellular component: cytoplasm; nucleus. The transcript is spliced from 22 exons. The record is from RefSeq and is a predicted model, not a curated record. Gene Ontology annotation, biological process: positive regulation of ERK1 and ERK2 cascade; positive regulation of protein K63-linked ubiquitination; regulation of non-canonical NF-kappaB signal transduction. NCBI's taxonomy places the organism in Eukaryota, Metazoa, Chordata, Mammalia, Primates, Lorisidae. Gene Ontology annotation, molecular function: non-membrane spanning protein tyrosine phosphatase activity. The coding region runs from base 129 to 2615 and encodes 828 amino acids.